Protopterus annectens (West African lungfish) is the source of this 1882-nucleotide messenger RNA. Its product is annotated as trace amine-associated receptor 1-like. Gene Ontology annotation, molecular function: trace-amine receptor activity. Gene Ontology annotation, biological process: G protein-coupled receptor signaling pathway. The record is from RefSeq and is a predicted model, not a curated record. The coding region runs from base 223 to 1263 and encodes 346 amino acids. Gene Ontology annotation, cellular component: membrane. The transcript has 2 exons. Lineage: Eukaryota; Metazoa; Chordata; Ceratodontiformes; Protopteridae.
UCGCAAAACUGUUGUAGUUCAUAUUAGCCACAAGACGGAGAUACAGUAGCAGAUACUGGACUAAUUCUUAACCUCAGACCUGACAUGAAUGGCCUCUCUAAUGCAGCACCUGUGUACCAAGAAAAAUGCUACAUAGCGGGUCAAGUGUCAAUCUUAGAAGAUCUGUAGACAGGGAAAUAAAAAGUAGCCGCUGACCACACUGAUGAUCCAAAUGCACUUGAAAUGAACCUUAGCCUCUUUGAUUUUGCUGGGGAUCUACAGUUUUGCUAUGAAUUUGGAAACACAUCUUGCAUUAAAUCCACCUUUCCAAGCAUCACUCGUACCUUCAUGUAUAUGUUUAUGAGUGGAGCUAUUCUUUUUACGAUAAGUGGAAACAUUAUAGUUAUUAUCGCUAUAGCACAUUUCAGGCAGCUUCAUACAAACACCAACUGUCUGGUACUUUCCUUGGCUGUUGUUGAUUUUCUUCUUGGAUGCGCGGUCAUGCCAUAUAGCAUGUUACGAUCCGUGGAAGGUUGUUGGUAUUUUGGGGACCUGUUUUGUAAAAUCCAUACUGGUACUGACAUCAUGCUAAGUACAGCUUCAAUUUUUCAUUUGACAUUUAUUGCUAUAGACAGAUAUUAUGCUGUAUGUGACCCUCUAAGAUACAGAAUGAAAAUUACUGUUGGUACAGUAAUGUCCAUGAUUAUUAUUAGCUGGGUAGUUCCAGCGAUCUUUGCAUAUGCACUGAUAUUUUUGGAACUUAAUAUCAAAGGAGCAGUAGAUAUUUACUACCAGCAUUUCACAUGCAUGGGUGACUGCACUGUCUUUUUCAGCCAGGGGUCUAGUGUUGUCUGCUCAAUGUUUUCAUUUUUCAUUCCUGGAUUUAUCAUGUUAUGUAUUUAUGGGAAGAUCUAUCACGUUGCCCAGCAGCAAGCAAAAUGUAUUAAUAAUACAGUAAAUCCAUUUCAAGAAACAGUAAAGGCUCCAAAUGUUAUUUCUGAAAUUAAGGAAAGGAAGGCUGCUAAGACAUUGGGUACUGUAAUGGGAGUUUUCCUCACUUGCUGGUCUCCAUUUUUCUUUUGCACCAUCAUAGAUCCCUUUUUAAACUACUCAGUCCCACCUGUGCUUAUAGAUGCUUUGGUUUGGUUUGGUUAUUUAAAUUCAACUUUCAACCCUUUAGUAUAUGCUUUUUUCUACAACUGGUUUCGGAAGUCUCUGAAAAUAAUUGUGUCUGGCAAAAUCUUUGAAAAUGGGUCAGCAAGAUCUCAGCUAUUUUUGGAAUAAGUAGCAAAAACAUGUAUUCAUAUAUCUUAUGUCCUAUGAGUUGAAAUGCAAUGCCAAGGUAGAAUACGAUGCAAGUGAAAGUACUGCCACAGCUUUGCACAAAUGGGCCAUGUCUUUUCUAAUUUUAAAUUCUUUUUAUCAGUUUCACAUUGACAUCUCUGAAAUAAAAAUUGCAAAAAUUACUGAAGUGUGCAUGGAAUAGAUAUAAAGCUUAUUUCAUUUUAAUUAGACAGCACAAUGAUAUGACACCUGACAUAUAAAUACUGAAGGGAUGACAAUGGGCAAUCAUCCAGAUGUCUACUCAAUCAUUAUAAAAUCUGACACUUCACCUUUCAGUAUUAUUUCUUUGAAUUAAAGUUGAUUCAUUUAUGAAUGCAUGUCAAGUAUGAUUUGAUGAAACAGACCUAAAAUACAGGCAGUACAUAUGAUUCAUUGACUAAGCAGCAACAUAUAUUGUUCAGCAGUUCCAUGUUCAACACAUCACAGAUCAUAAAGUCAGCUAGAAAAAAUUAAGAGCAAAUCUUAAAUACACUAGUUAAUUUGAUCCAUUUUGAAAAUCGUGAAGAAAUCUAGGUGAAGUUUUUACAUACAUAUAAGUAUCCACACAAACACACAUGCA